AUGGCACCCGAGACGGACGUGCUGAUCGUUGGUGGAGGCCCUACGGGUCUUGCCCUCGCCAUUUCGCUCCACAAACAAGGGGUCAAGUUUCGCAUCGUGGAUUCAGAGAGUGGCCCUGCACAGCACUCCCGUGCUCUGGCCGUUCAUGCCCGUAUCCUGGAGUUGUAUCGGCAACUCGACUUGGCUGAUGAUCUUCUUGGACUCGGAUACAAGCUUCCCGCGACCAACAUCUGGGUCGAGGGAAAGCAUCGCGCGCAUAUUUCCCUGCGGGAUUUUGGCGAAGGGUUGACACCAUAUCCCUAUAUACUUAUUGUUCCACAAGAUGCACACGAGAGGGUACUUGAAAGGAAGCUAAAGACUCAUGGCAUUUUCGUGGAACGACGCACGAAGCUUGAGGGUUUUGUGGACAGCGGGUCGAGCAUCACCGCAAAACUUGUUCGCCAGGAUGAUGGGACUGAAAUUACCUGCGAAGCUUCAUACAUCGUUGGCUGUGAUGGCGCCCACUCGGUUGUGCGACAUCAGAUCGGCGCCAAGUACGAGGGCGGUACAUAUGUGCCGCUUUUCUACAUCGCUGAUGUCGAGGCCGAAGAACAAGACAGUCCUCUCUUCAACGGUGAAGCGCACGUAACCUUUGUUGAGGACACCUUCAACCUCAUCCUUCCUUAUGCCCAAGAACGACGUGUACGAUUGAUCGGUAUCACAAUUCCGAAAACCAACGAGACUCGCCAAGACCACAAGUUGCCCGAAUCCCAUCCAGAAGUCACUUUUGAAGACGUGCUUCCAGACAUCAAAAGGGUCUCCGGGAUCGAAAUCAAAAAGGUCAAUUGGUUCUCCCCGUACCGUAGCCACCACCGAGUGGCUUCAACCUUCCAUAAGAACCGAGCAUUCCUCGUCGGCGACGCUGCCCACAUCCACAGUCCCGUGGGCGGCCAAGGCAUGAACACCGGUAUCAUGGACGUCUUCAAUCUCGCAUGGAAACUAGCCACCGUAAUCACGCAGAACUUGAUGACAGAGGAAGCCAAAACCCGACUUUUGGAUUCCUACGAAACUGAACGGCGCUCGUUUGCGCUGAGCGUCAGCGGCGCAACUGACCGUGGCUUCACUCUCCUGACAACCCCCGGAUUCCUGUCACACAUGCUCCGAGCCUGGAUUAUCCCUUAUAUGGCUCCACUUGUCACCCGGUUUCAGUACAUGCGGAUGGGGGUCUUCCGACGCGCUUCUCAGCUCAUUUGCAGCUACCGCGACAGCCCUCUCAAUCACGAAUCAGGGGAAUCGGAGACAGUGCAGCCUGGUGACCGCGUGCCGUGGGCCAAAACUGACUCUGCUGACAACUUUGAAACGUUACAAUAUCUUUGCUGGCAGCUCCAUGUAUACGGCGAGCCAUGGCCCAACCUGUCGGAAUGGUGUCAAAAAAUGAACAUCAGGCUCACUGUCUUCCCGUGGGACAAGAAAUACGGCGAGGUCGGUUUAAAGAAGGAUGCUGCGUACUUGAUACGACCGGACCACUACAUUGCUGGUAUCUUCAAGGGGGAAUCUAUCUUGUUGAAACUGGAUGGGUAUUUCAGUACUCAUGGUUUGACGUGCGCGCGUCCCCUGAGUCACUAG
Messenger RNA from Penicillium cinerascens, 1605 nucleotides. RefSeq names its product putative FAD binding monooxygenase. The record is from RefSeq and is a predicted model, not a curated record. The coding region runs from base 1 to 1605 and encodes 534 amino acids. Gene Ontology annotation, molecular function: FAD binding. Lineage: Eukaryota; Fungi; Ascomycota; Eurotiomycetes; Eurotiales; Aspergillaceae. The transcript has a single exon.